UUUGAAUUUUUAUUUAUUUUUUAUUUUUUUAUUAUUUUUUUUAAAAAAGUUAUUCUUUGAAAUUCAAAAAAGUGAGAUUCUCUCUUUCCUUCUCAAAACUCAAAUUUCCCAACUUAAUUAUCUCUUUCCUUUUUGUGCCUCUGAUUUUCGAAUUUCACAAUUUGAUGAAAGAUUUUGGCUUUGAGGAAGAACAGGGGAAACAAAAUUACUAUUAAUGGCGGAAAAUUCAGUUGAUUUGCCAGAAGAAUGCUGGGAAUUAGUCCUCAAUUUCGUCGAAGACCGCCGACAUUAUGCAUCUUUAUCUUUGGUUUGCAAGCUUUUCUUCUCCAUCACCAAUCAACUCAUCACUUCCCUUGCAAUUCCUCAUCCGACGGUCGUCGUUCUCCCACAAUUGCUUCGAAGAUUUACCAGACUCAGAACGGUUGACUUCAGUGAGUUCCACGGUGAUGUCGAUGGCCUUCUUUCUCAAAUUUCGGAAUCUGGGUUGGACCUCGAAUCACUCAAUAUCUCCAAUCGGUCAACUCUCCCAAUUCAUGGGUUAAGAGUUUUGGGAUCCAAAAUGAAGAAUUUGAGGUGUUUGAAUUGCUCAAAAAUCUAUUCUUUACAGGACAGCGAUCUGGGUUUGAUUGCAAAUUCGAUCCCAACUCUUGAAGAGUUGGAUAUUAGCUAUCUUAUGGAUGAUUAUCGCUCAAACUCUAAUGGGUUGUUGGAUAUGAGCAGUUUUACGAAACCCAUAAGCGAUUCUGGGAUCUUGACGUUGUCGUUGAAGCUCAAAGGUUUGAAAAAGCUCAAUCUUUCUGGUAAUCACUUCAUUACUGAUAGGUCUCUUGUCCAUCUUUCUACGAAUUGUGUCCAAUUGCGUGAGAUAGUGAUUCACUUUUGUGAUUUCAUUACACCAUAUGGAAUUGCCUUGAUGAUCCGUGGCUGUGUUUAUUUGAGUUCAUUAUCUGUAUUUGGAACUAGGCUUAGUGUUGUGGAUUCAACAUUGACAGAUUCAUUGGUUUCAGCAAAGGCUUUAUGUUCUAUUGAUUUGUCUGGUUUUAAUAUCUUGGAUGAAAUGCUUUACUUAAUUGCAGAAGCACAUAUGCCAUUAAAUAAGCUUAUUCUCUCUUGUUGCUCUGGUUUUACAUUACAUGGUAUCAAACAAUUGCUAUCUAAGCACCAAUCUCUUCAGCACUUGGAUCUUCAGGAUGCGGAUUUCCUAACAGACGAGUCCGUGUUUCAGUUAACAAAGUUUCUCCCAAGUUUAAAAUACAUAAACCUUUCUAUGUGCACUAAGUUGACAGAUUCAACAUUCUUCGGACUCAUUGAAAAUUGUCCAGUUUUGAAUGGGAUCAACAUGGUUGGUACAAAGGUUGGUACAAAGGUAGGAGCUAAAAAACCAAAUACCAACCAUGUUUCCAACACUCUCAAGUCUUUGUAUUUGGGUCAAAAUUUCUCUUUAGUCAAUGAAAGCUUAAAAGAAUUCGCAUUUGCCAUCAGCAAUUUGAAACUGCUCGAUUUAAACAGUUGCUUAAGCAUUACAGAGGAAGGCCUUUUAGAAGUUUCAAAGAGAUGCACUGAGCUUAGGUACUUGGACAUGAGUUAUUGUAGAGGGGUCAAGACUUUUCUUAUGGACUUUGAAUUCUCUAAAUUGGAAGUGUUAUGUGCAAGAGGAUUGAGAAUCAAUGAUGAUGGGUUGGCUUUGGUUGGAAGAAAAUGCCCUCAACUCUUGCAAUUGGACUUGACUGGCUGCUUCAAAGUGACUGAUGAUGGAGUGAAGCAAGUGGUGAAGAACUGCCGAGCAUUGAGGGAGAUAAUUCUAAAGCAGUGUAAUAAAGUUAGCAUAGAUAUCAUUGCCUGGAUGGUGUUCUCUAGGCCAACACUCAGAAGAAUAGUCCCACCUUGUGGCUUCGUUCCUAGCGAAAGCCAGAGGAAUUUUUUCUUACGCCAUGGAUGUUUUGUUUGUGAAGGCUAGCUAUUGAAGGAAUUCAACUGUUUAUGUCAAAAUUUUCUCUUUUGUGAAUUACUCAUUCUCGGAGAACAAGGUAUAUUAGUAUCAUUUCCUAUGUACUUAUCUUAUUGCUGUAAACUAAAUUGGGUUACUGUAUUAUUAUUUUCAUACUUUGAUGGUCAUUGGCAAUUGUAAAGAUCAUUUGAAGGUACUUGAAUGUGAAUCAUAUUUGCAACUGUAUUAAUUUGGGAGACAUAUGAAUGUGAUGAUUUUCGUAGUUAUAUAAAGCUA
This is a messenger RNA of Cannabis sativa, 2224 nucleotides long. RefSeq names its product F-box/LRR-repeat protein 3. Gene Ontology annotation, molecular function: protein binding. The coding region runs from base 215 to 1957 and encodes 580 amino acids. NCBI's taxonomy places the organism in Eukaryota, Viridiplantae, Streptophyta, Magnoliopsida, Rosales, Cannabaceae. The transcript has a single exon. Gene Ontology annotation, cellular component: SCF ubiquitin ligase complex. The record is from RefSeq and is a predicted model, not a curated record. Gene Ontology annotation, biological process: SCF-dependent proteasomal ubiquitin-dependent protein catabolic process.